Durusdinium trenchii is the source of this 4818-nucleotide messenger RNA. The record is from the annotation of a GenBank genome assembly. NCBI's taxonomy places the organism in Eukaryota, Dinophyceae, Suessiales, Symbiodiniaceae.
AUGGAGGAGACUGGACCGGACCGGAUGGAGGAGAGUCGAUCGCCGAAGGAGCCAAAGGAACCAAAGGCAAAGCAUAAGGUUAAGAAGGUCUUCAAAAAAUCAAAGAGAAGGACGGAGAAGGACAGUGGGCUAACCUCAGUCACUGGGAAUGGCGAACAGCCUGACGAAGCUGAGGGAAGCGAGGAGAUAUCCACAGAGGCUGAGACCUCUCCAAGCCCUUUGCAUAUGGGCCCAGGCUCCAGGCCUGCAGAUCUUAAGGACCGUGCGCUCUUCGGGCAUGGGAGUUCCGAGACAGAACCUGUGGCCCACGAAGGAGAGGCCACGGCAGGAGCGUCAAAGCAUGAGGAUCUCGACACGUUGCGGACGUUGCUCGGAGAAGCGGAAAAGGGGACCGUUGUUUGGGAAGAAGAAGACUGCGAAGGUGAGACAGCUGCAGAGCUCUUUAUCAAAGGGGGCACCGAAAGGUUCAGGAGUUUGUCUAGCCGAGCUGAGAUAGACGUGCGGCAGGCGCUUUGCUGCAUGUUUUACUUCAGGGUGGAACUCACACUGAGGAGAACGUCAGAGUUCUUGAUUUUCCUCUUGGCCGAAGCCCGCGUUCGCUUGGAGGAGGACCUAGAAGAAGGGGAACGUCUGGCUCGGAUGCAUGGUGAAGUACAGCAGACAGCCAUCGUCCUUGUUGAGAAACUCCGGGCAAACGACCAGGAGAUGCUUUGGAGCACACAAGCCGGUCUUGAGAUCCUGAUGAAAUUCCAACUUGGUGAUGCACGACUCUUCUUUGCCCGCCCUUCAUUGCAGCAGAUCAUGCUCGAUGUUUGGCAAGGUGUCCGUCCAGACUACUUUCAACGAAGCUGGUGCAAGCAGUUGCAGGUUUGGAUGUGGCUGCUCAUGUAUGGCAUACCCAACUUAGUGAUGGUCUUUCUGUGGGCAGUGGCACCUGAAUUUGAGCAAUACAUGCACACCCAAACGAUCUCGCGCGCGGACGCCGCACGACAAGAAGAAGAGAAAAGCUGGCACAAGAUCAGGGAGACCCUUGAGAAGUGGCCUAAGUCCAACUGGCCCUAUACCGUGGAAAGCAAGAAGCAGGCGGUCUGUUUGGAGUGGCCUUAUGCAGGCGCAAAGAGCAAGAGGCAAAAAAAGUGCUGGGACCUUGCUCAAUUCAAUAAAGCGAUCCGAGAGGAAUGUCGUGAGCAAGUCUUUUUGGUUCAAUGCCGCCUUCCACUCCUCAUACCGCGCUAUAAGAAGUAUUUAGCCAUUCUGACCAACCUUGCAUUUGCUGCUUACUUGAUCGGAGAAACACCCGAUGAAGCUAACGCAGUGGCUGUGCUCAUCCUGAGCGCUGGUGCCUGGCUAGGCGAGGUGGCGCAGCUUUUAAGCUUUGCAAAUUCCAAGGCUGGAGCGCAGAAUUCUUUCUCCUUUUGGUUUAUGGAUCGAGUGAACGUGAUGGAGUUGAUCGCCUUCACUUGCAUUGCAUGGGCGAGCGUGCUGUGCUUGAUUCAGCAGGAUUGGAUUGAGUUUGCUCAGCAGUUCAAAGCCUUAGGGGUCCUCUUCCUGGGCAUUUCCCAAUGCAUGGCCAUGUUGCGCAUGAGUUCCGUCUUUGGCCCCUUGGUGUCCAUGACGAUGAACAUGAUCGUAGACAUGAUCCAGUGGGUGACGCUGCUGGCCCCCAUCAUCGCAUGUCUCGUAGCCGCUUUGAUCACCCUCUUUAAGACGAAACAGGAGAGCGAUUGCCUGCCAUUUGGAUCCAACUACUUGAGGGGAGUUGUCGCCUUCUUCGAGGUCCAAAUCGGCCAGGAUCUGGAAUUUGAAUGCCUCCGAGAUCCGGAGAAGUCGCCUCACACGGUCACCGGGCCGCUCAUUAUGAUUUCGGGUAUGUGGAUGAUUCAGAUCUUGAUGCUAAACAUGCUCAUCGCAAUGAUGGCCAAGACCUUUGAUCGCAUCUACGAAUCUGCCAUGGUGGACUUUCAGUACCAAUUUAUCGGGAGCUUGCUGCAGAUGGUGGAAGAACCGUCCGUGCCGCCUGUUUUGCGGACCUUGGGGUUACCUUGGAUGAUGUGCUGCACCUUAUGGCGGUGGACCAAGGGCAGUCGUGAGCAGAUCACCAAGAAGAUAUGGACGACGCAGAAUGAGAGCAACUCAGAGGUUUGGUUGCGCUUGUCGAGCUUUCAUGCCAUGCACCGAGAACAGCAGCAAAGAGAUGCAGUUUCGGGAGAAGUAAAGAUCAGAGGGGACGAAGAUGGCAGACCCACAGAUCAUGACCAGUGCAUCGAUCUUCUCUACAAGAGCGUGACCUCCUUCAUCUCAGAACAUGCCUCAGACACACAGGUGCAAGACGACCUUUGGCGGAAGCAGAUGGCGCAAAAGAUUUGUUCGGUGGACAUGAAGCUGGAGACGAAGGUGGAUGCCUUGACGACCAAACUCGACACAUUGACCCAGACUUUGGAGGCUCUACUUCCGGAUAGCAAGAAGGCCAGGAAGUCGGAGGCCGCAAGGAGAACCUCCGAUGGCGAGACGCCCAGUGACCACUGCACCUCGGUCCCGAGGAUGCAGUGUGGCUUUCAGAGCGCCGCGACCCUGCACUCCUCCAUUGCGUCAGCUUCCUGCCGGCUGAGUGCCUGGGACCGUGGCCAGGCUGAGUGGACCAGCCAAGGCAAGAAUCGGGAGGGCAAGGACUUUGGCUUGACCUCGGUCAUUGGGAAUGGCCAGCAGCCCGACGAAGCCGAGGGAAACGAGGAGAUCUUCACCGAGACUGAGACCUCGCCAAGCCCUUUGCACAUGAGCCCAGGCACCAGAUGUCCUGACCAGGAUGGUCAGCUUUUGGCUGAUUUGGAGAGUUCCGAGAUGGAGACCGAAGAGCCAAACCCGCCGAUGGAGCCCGCGGCCAGUGCUGCGGCCAUCGCAGGUGGAGCGUCAAAGGAAGAGGAUCUCGAUGAGUUGCGGAAGUUGUUCAAAGACGUGGAGAAGGGUCGCGUUUGGGACGAUGAAGACCAUGGAGGUGAGACGGCUGGAGAGCUCUUCAUCAAGGGGGGGGCAGACAUGUUCAGAAGUUUGUCCCGCCGGGACGAGAAGGAUGUGCGGAAGGCACUUUGCUGCAUGUUCUACUUAAGGGUGGAGCUCACCCUGAGGAGAACGUCAGAGUUCUUGAUUUUCUUACUAGGCGAGGCUCGAGUUCGCUUGGAGGAAGACCUCGAGGAAGGAGAGCGUUUGGCCCGAAUGCACGGUGAAGUGCAACAAACAGCCAUCGUGCUUGUAGAGAAGCUCCGGGCGAAUGACCAGGAGAUGCUUUGGAGCACACAAGCUGGUCUCGUCAUCUUGAUGCAGUUCCAACUUGGCGAUGCACGACUCUUCUUUGCCCGCCCUUCAUUGCAACAGAUCAUGCUCGAUGUUUGGCAAGGUGUCCGUCCAGACUACUUUCAACGAAGCUGGUGCAAGCAGUUGCAGGUCUGGAUGUGGUUGCUGCUGUAUGGCUUGCCCAACUUGUUGAUGGUCUUCCUUUGGGCAGUGGCACCUGGCCUCGAAGAGCACAUUCAAGAGGGAGUGAUCUCCGGUGCUCAAAAAGCCCGAGAAGACGAGACAUCAACAUGGAACAACAUCUUGAAGAAUCUUGGGGAGAAAGACUGGCCGUACAGGUUGGGAAAGAAGCUAUGUUGGGAUCCUGAAGACUUUGAGAAUGCAGUGCGAGAGAAAUGCCGUGAGCGCGUCUUCUUCGUCCAAUGCCGUGUGCCGCUGCUCAUUUCACGCUUCAGGAAAUGUUUGGCCAUCUUCACCAACCUUGCAUUCGCUGCUUAUUUGAUCGGAGAGGAGCCACGCCAGGCCAAUGUGCCGUUGGUGUUGAUCCUAAGUGCUGGUGCCUGGCUGGGUGAGGUGUCUCAGCUAUUGAGCUUUGCGAAUUCUGAUGCUGGGGCACAGAAUUCUUUUGCCUUUUGGUUUAUGGAUCGAGUGAACGUGAUGGAGUUGGUCGCCUUCACCUGUAUUGGAUGGACUUGCGUGCUAGUUUUGAUUCAGGAGGAUUGGACUGAGUUCGCACAGCAGUUCAAAGCCUUAGGCGUGCUCUUCCUGGGCAUUUCUCAGUCCAUGGCCAUUUUGCGCAUGAGUUCCGUCUUCGGCCCAUUGGUGUCCAUGACGAUGAACAUGAUCGUAGAUAUGAUCCAGUGGUGGAUGCUGCUCAUUCCCAUCAUCGGAUGCCUUGUAGCUGCUUUGAUCACCCUCUUCAAGACGAUCAUGAUCCUCAUGCUAAACAUGCUUAUUGCAAUGAUGGCCAAGACCUUUGAUCGCAUCUAUGAGUCGGCCAUGGUGGAUUUUCAGUACCAUUUCAUUGGGAACUUGCUGCAGAUGGUGGAAGAGCCAGCGGUGCCACCCAUUUUGCGGAUGUUGGGCGUGCCUUGGAUGGUUUGCUCCACCUGCUGGCGGUGGAUCUCCAGAAAGAGGAGCGAGCUUUCUGAGAACAAUGGCACCGCAAGCCCGCAAGCUGUUUUGCUGCGCAACUCGAGCUUUCAUGCUAUGCACAAAGAGCAGCAACAAAGAGAUUCAGGUUUGAGAGAAGUCAUGAUCAGAGUUGAUACAGAUGGCAAACUCACAGAUCAUUACCAUUGUGUUGAUCUUCUCUAUAAGAGCGUGACAUCCUUCGUUUCAGAACACGCCUCGGACACACAGGUGCAAGAUGACCUCUGGCGGAAACAGAUGGCACAGAAGCUUUUUCUGAUGGAUAAGGAACUGAGAGAGACAAAGAUAGACACCAUGAACAAGCUCGACAAAUUGACUGAGCAAAUGGACGCGUUGCUUAGAAGCACUGCGAGACAAGCUCAACCCAUGACGAGCUAA